AUUGACAUCUGCAAUGCAAAGCAACAGCAACACGUGUUGCUUCGCUAUGUUUUUGAUUUUGUGCAUAUUUCGGUAGAAAAAAAGUUGCGGUGAUUUUAUGUUAUUCUUUAUAUUUUAAACUUAGUGUCUUGGUGUUUUCAUAAUUAUCUUUUUGAUAGCUUAGUCACACACCUAUUAGAAUACAACAUGUCUAAUAAUUAAGUAGUAAUAUUACAAUGUCUCGGCUAAUAAUUAAAAAUUUACCCAACAAGAUAACUGUCGACAGCCUCAAGGAUAUAUUUAAUGAAAAGGGAGAGGUAACUGAUGUUCAAUUAAAAUAUACAAAAGAUGGAAGGUUUAGAAAUUUCGGUUUUAUUGGAUACCGGACAGAAGAACAAGCUGAGGCUGCAAAAGAAUAUUUUCAUGGGACUUGUAUCCGUUCUAUGAAGAUAGACGUGCAGGUUUGUGCCAACCUUGGUGAUGAGAAAAAGCCCAGAGCAUGGAGCAAAUAUGCACCUGACAGCACAGCAUACAAGAAAAUUCACAAGGAUGAAAUCCAAACUAAAUCAGAAAAUAAACUACAAAGAAAGAAAGAAAAGAAUAAAAAUAAAAUAAUUGAAUUACUCAGAAAGCAUAAAGAAGAUCCUCUGUUUGCCGAGUUCAUUGAUGCUCAUGUUAAUGAUAAAACAGCUUGGAUCAAAGAGGCUUUUGAAAAUGCUGCUAAUAGUGAUGAUGAUAGUGGUGUAGAAGAAGAGACAAAAAUUAAUACACCAUCCUUUAACAAUCCUACCCAAGAGCCUGUGGAUUCAACAGAUAAAAAUGAAAAAUCUGAAGAUAAGGUUGCCAAUAAACAAAUCAGUGAUUUAGAGUAUAUGCAACUGCUAAUGAAAAAGGUAGGGGGGGAAACCCAAAAAACUCAGGAAACUACUGAAGAGGUUGAAAAAAAAAUUAGAAACAGACCACUAUUUCAUGUAAAGAUAACUGGUCUUCCCUACAAAUGUAAAAAAAAAGAUAUCAAAGAGUUUUUUAGGCCUCUUGUUCCAUAUUCAAUAAGAUUACCUCUUGGCAAAGGGAAAAAAUUGGCAGGCUUCUGCUAUGUUGGGUUCCGGACAGAAAAAGAACUCAAGAAAGCACUUAGUAAAGAUAAACUAUUUAUAGCUAAUCACUGUGUACACAUACAUAAGUAUGAAGACCAGGCAAAGAAAGCUGCUGAAGAAGAGGAACAAAGUAAUCAAAAAAAGAGAGAAGAGAAACAAAACAGUGAGGAAACUAUUGGAGAAAGUGGAAGCAUAUUUGUAAGAAAUUUACCUUACGUAAUAUCAGAAGAUGAACUUACCAAAUUAUUUGAAAAAUAUGGCCCUCUUGCGGAAGUAAACAUGCCAAUAGAUCAAGUGUUGAGGCAGUCCAAGGGGUUUGCUACAGUAACAUUCGUGAUGCCGGAGCAUGCCGUUAAAGCCUACAAUGCGCUCGAUGGAACUGUCUUCUGUGGCCGCAUGCUCCACUUGCUGCCUGCCAAGACUGAAAAGUUAGAAGACAGCGAUGAUGAAGGCCUUUCUUUCAAGGAAAAGAAAUUGAAAAAGUUAAAAAAGCAAUCAAAAUCUUCACACAAUUGGAACACAUUGUUUUUGGGAGCAAAUGCCGUUGCUGACGUAGUCGCUUCCAACUACGACACUACGAAAGAACAACUACUGGCUGAUAAUAACAAAAAUACAAGUGUCGCUGUUAGGCUAGCUCUUGGAGAAACUCAACUGGUUGCAGAAACUAGAGCUUUUCUUGAAAACAAUGGCGUUUAUUUGGAUGCAUUCAACAAGCCUGCUCAGAGGAGAUCAAAAACUUGUAUAUUAGUAAAAAACUUACCAUCAAAUACAGAAAAGGAAGAAAUAAGGUUAUUAUUUGAGAAACAUGGACAAAUAGCUAGGUUUUUGAUGCCAAAACAUGGCAUUACUGCCCUUGUAGAUUUUGUAGAAACAUUUGAAGCUAAGAAAGCGUUUAAUAAACUAGCUUAUUCUCAGUUUAAAUCUGCACCUUUAUAUCUGGAAUGGGCCCCAGAAAAUGUGUUUGUUAAGACUUCUCAAACAGAGAAUGCCGAAACAGAGGCAAACAAAUCAACAAAAGAUGAAAAAGUAAAAGAUGAAGAAGUUAUAGAUGAUCAUCAAAAUCAAUCGAUUCAUUCAACACGAACAGAAGUCAAAGAAUCUGAAAUAAAAGAUUCUAAAAUUGAUAAAGAGUUGGGUGACCCCGAAAACGACACGACGUUGUUUGUAAAAAAUCUAAAUUUUAUAACAACAGAGGAGGAUUUGAAAAAGCAUUUUUUAAAAGCAGGAAAUAUAUACAGUGUGACAAUAGCCAAAAAGAAAGAUCCCAAAAAUCCAGGAAGCCUCCUUUCUAUGGGCUAUGGAUUUAUACAAUUUUACAAAAGACAGGAAGCAAACGAGGCACUCAAACUUUUACAAAAUUCUAUGUUAGACUCAAAAAAAUUAGAGUUGAAGAGAUCCGAAAGAGGAGCUUCGAAUGAAGUCAAGACAUCUAAAAAAAGCAGUAAAGAUACAGCCCAAAAUGGCACUAAAAUUCUGGUACGCAAUGUGCCAUUCCAAGCAAAUAGAAAUGAGCUGCAUGAAAUAUUCAGGGCAUUUGGAGAAAUAAAAACUUUGAGAUUGCCGAAGAAAUUGACUCCUGGUUCGGAACAACAUCGUGGUUUCGCUUUCGUCGACUACCACUCGAAAGCCGAUGCUAAGAGUGCAUUUGAAGCAUUAUGUUACUCAACACAUUUGUACGGAAGACGUCUAGUUUUAGAAUGGGCAGAUCAAACGGAUGAAAACGAAGACAUUACGACUUUAAGGAAGAGGACAGCCGAAAAUUUCAAUGCUAAAUUACCUGGCGGUAAAAAGUCAAGAAAGGCUGCUAUUGAUGCUGAAACAUUUGUUGAUGGUGAUAAAUAAUGUUUACACAAUUGUAUAUCUACUUUUUCAUGUGUGUGUAUAGCAAUUUAAAAUAAAAUGUUUUCAUAAAAACGCUUAAUAUACUUCCUUCUUUAUUCAUAUUGACACUGGUACAUAUUUUUUUACACAUAGCUGGAUGGCAUUAAGAGAUAUAAGUUAUCCUAUGUGUUAAUAUAUCUAGGUAUAUACUGUAUGAAAUUUAUAAUACUUUGUUUAAAGUAUGUUGCCUCUGUAUUACAGUAAAUUACUUCAUUCAUUCUAAUAUUUACAAGUUACAGAUGAAAUUUAACUAAAAAUAUUUCAUUUUUUUCUGCAAAUAUAAUUGUUUUAUCGCAACAUUAAAAAGAUAAGUUUCAAUUGCUCCUAAAACAACAAUUACAGUCCCCGGCACGUAACUUGGCAGGAGUCUUUAGAUGCGCAGAUUUUUAGGUCUCUGGUGCUGAAGCGCGACGCAUGGUAUGUUGUAGGGCCGAUACGAGCGCGCGAUUGGUGCGUCAGUCGACCCUUACCUCUCGCACCGUGUCUACGUUCCGUUCGCUCCCGAUUACACUUGCUUCCAUGAAAAUCUGUACCCUUUGUUUUUGUUGACGUUGAUAAGUUUUGUUGAUGAAUGUCGAAAUUAUGUGAGAAAGUUAAUAAAAAUUGAGGCUGACACAGCACAUUUUUUCAUUUACGCCGGUGGCGACAGCAACGAUAGCAGUCUCCUUCCGCCAGCUCAGGUGGUACUUACUUUACUGGUGGUAAUUUGAUGCCAGCCCCCCCCCCCCCCCCCCCCUCUUAGCAUGAGCACCGCGAUAUGAUAUAUAACGCGUUUUUAUCAUGUUCACUUGUUAAAUUACUAUGGAGUUUGACAUUUGGACGAGAUAAAAAUCGUGAUAUAAUGUAAAUUAUGGUGCUCAUGCUACGGGGACAGGGGUAGCAAUUUUAUCAACUGAUAGUGACGACGAGAACACUUUUUUUAAUACAUUUUGUGACUUUUAAUUGCAUAUAUUUUAUUUAUAACACAACCUUUAUGAAUUUCUCUGCUUUCUUUAAUUUCUUCUAAACAGACAUGAUUGAUAAUAAAUGAUGGCAAUAACCAUAGAAUAUAAUGAUAGGAAUAAAAGUGAUCACUUUUUUAUUCCACUAAGUGCACGAUGCGCCUACCCCCACAACGCGUUGCAACGCCAAAACCUUGCCAAGUUAGGUGUCAGGGACUGUACAUAAAUGGUUAGUCUUUAGAGAGCAAAUAAGAAAGUAUUUUGUACAAAAUAUCAAGUAGUGCAAUAUUUAAUACACACAAGAAUACUAGAACUAGAAAAUAUUUACAAACAUGUUCUUGUUACCUAGAACAAUAAUGAAAAAUAUACUAAGAUUAAGUUUAUGUGAUCAUUAAGUAAUAUUAUAAUGUUGCUAUUCCAUAACAAUCUAACUGAAUAAUAUAGCCAUAUUACAAACACAAAGAUUAAAUUAAAAAGAAAUCAGACAUGAAAAUGAAUUUAAAAAAUAUUGAAGGAAAAUAUAGUAUGGUCUAUUUUCAAAUUUUUACUUAAAGUUACUUUAAAUAUUGCCUAAUACUUACAUGAAAUAAUUUUAAGACCACAUACCUACCUCAUGCAUGGAAUAUAAGUGUUCAAGAAAGAAUUGAUUGCUACAUAGAUAUUUAGAGAGGAUUUAAAGAGACAUUGAUAUUAAUUUUUUGAACUUAUAUUGUAACAAGAAUAAGUUAGCCAUGAUUGAAUUUGUUGUUGCAAUUUCAGGAAUGUAUUUAUAUUAUAUUUUGUUUAUUACUAUAAUUAUGAUGAAUAACUUUUUUACAAUGAUAUAUAUAUUAAUACAUUUUUUUUUUUUACAAAAUCAAUGGAAAAAAUUAACCAAGCAAACAGAUAUGGUAGUCACAUGAAUCUUAAAAAAGAACAAUUGAAACCAUUUUAUGUGAUUCCCUUAAAUUUCAAUCAAUCUUUACAGUUGAAUAGAUCUUUCUCACAAAUAUGCUUGUGCCUAAAUAUCCCACAGUCCCACAUAUUAUUCCCAGAGCUAAACUGAAUAGAAACAUGUAUCCAAAAUAGAAAGUUGUUUGGAAUAAACCAUACAUCUUUGUUUUAAACACAAAGUAAUAGAAAGAAUAAAAAUACACAUAAAUAGCUGUACUACCAGCUGAUAAAAAGCUUGUCCAUUGCCAACGAUAAUCCUCAGCAUUUAACAAGAAAUAAGUACAUACAAUAGUAACACACACUGUAACUAUCAUCAAAAUCAAGAACACCAGUAGCAUAAAUCCAUAUACAUAGUAAAUUUUAUAUGCCCAGAAUGAAGUGAAAAUGAAAUACAUUUCAAUAAAUAUUGAACCAAAUGGUAAAAUGCCUCCCAUUAUGAUGAUCACAAAAGGUUCCAUAAACCAUUUUUUUUCUGGUAUAGGCCUAGGAACAGCAUUAAUACGACAUGGAUAGUCUGGUUGUCCAGCUAAGUUUCUACCUAAUACUGUACCAACCAAAGUUAAAGGCAAAAUAACAAAAGUGCAAAUUGACAUAACAGCAACCAUACUUCCAAAAGGUAUGGCUCUAGAAGCAUGAUAAUACAUUGCAAUAAAGUUAAUAAAGAAUGCUGUUCCGCAGACUAAAACAGGUAACAAGAAUGCCGAGAGUAACAUUUGCUUGAUCCAUAACUUUCCCCCCAUCCUUGCAUAGAGGGAUCCGCCAAAAUAACCAUUUAUUGGAGAUGUGGCUGCAUAAAUAAAAAUUGCUGUGGACAGUAGAGAUCCCCUCUCUGUAUACAAUUCACCAAAGAUAGUGAAAAUAAUGACAGCUAGUGUUACCACUGUCAACUGAUACCCUGACCCAACAAGGGCAGAGAACAAAGCUAGAUGAGGAACAGGCCUAAAUACAUCACCAUGAACUUGCUUCCAACCAUAUUCAUCCCCUAAAUCUUUUUCCAAGUCAUCAAGAUCAUCAUCUUUUGAAUACCUAGCAUAGUCUUUCCGCAAUGUUCUCAUAAGAAUCAUAGAAACUAAACCUACUAAAAAUAUCACCAUCAUGAAACUAUUGAAAAUGCUAAACCAAUGUAUUCUAUGUUGGAAAAAGUUAGGAUCCAAAUAUUUGUCAAAUCUGUCUUCAAAGCGUAUAUUACUUUUCUUCCAAUUUACUUCAUAGGUGAAAGGAAUUUUAGCAUCAGGUGUUAGUCGUUCUUUAUUUUCGGCAGUAAGAUUAACUUCCACAAUUCUGUUUCCAUUGUAUCCUAUAUCAAAUUUCUUGUGGGUCCAAAUAUAAUAUUGAUCGCCAUCUAUCUCACCAACUAUGCCCCAAAUUGGGAGGUCAUCAAUGUACAUCUGGUACCAAUAAUGAUUCUUCACAGCGUACACAAGAGCCUUGUAAGAUUGUUCAUUAAGCUCAAUAGCACAGAAUUGUUGCGCCGGUACAUUAUCCUUGAAAGUAAUAUCAAGACCACUAAAUUCAAGCUCUACACCUUGCAGCGCUUCUGAUAAGGUCUCAUGGUAAUGACCUAUAGUUACUUUCGUCCCAACGCAAAACGGUAGCGAAAAAUAUGCAUACGUCUCUUGUCGAUUGUGAUAUGGUCCUACGGUGUUCAUCCAAAGCACAACUUGCUCUCCGUCUUUAUAUAAGUGUGCAUGUUCAUCACAUUUCACUAAAGUCCAAAACGUAAUAAAAUAAUAAAUGAACUUCAUUUUAGUGUAACUGAUCGAUUUGUAAUAUUUUAAAUUAAAAUAAACAUAACACGUAUGAAAAAGGUACCGCCGUCGGACAUUUAAUCAAGUGUUGCCACCUAUAAAAAAUACUUGUACAGUUAGCGAUCAUCGUUUUUUCGAUAACAGAUAAUUUUACGAAUUAUUUUUCCCCAAUGUUCUUUUUAUAUAUUAUAUAUUUCCCUAUUAUCCUGCUGUUGUUGUUGACAACCAAACGCAGCACGCCUG
Messenger RNA from Chilo suppressalis (striped riceborer), 6822 nucleotides. Lineage: Eukaryota; Metazoa; Arthropoda; Insecta; Lepidoptera; Crambidae. The record is from the annotation of a GenBank genome assembly.